Messenger RNA from Botrytis porri, 441 nucleotides. RefSeq lists its product as uncharacterized. The transcript is spliced from 2 exons. Lineage: Eukaryota; Fungi; Ascomycota; Leotiomycetes; Helotiales; Sclerotiniaceae. The record is from RefSeq and is a predicted model, not a curated record. The coding region runs from base 1 to 441 and encodes 146 amino acids. Gene Ontology annotation, molecular function: RNA-DNA hybrid ribonuclease activity; nucleic acid binding.
AUGGAGCUCUCUGGAAAAAAGCAGGAGCCUGAGCAGCAACUAGAACCCAAGCAGUCAUAUAUAACCGCACUUUGGUGGAAACCGUCAACGGUUUAUAUUGCACCUGACAAGAAACGUGGGAAGGAAGAGCAUGACUCAGUUAUGAGUAGAUCGCACUCCUCCGCCCUCGUCCUUUAUACCGAUGGCAGCUGUAUCAACGAUAAAGUUGGCGCUUUAGCUGUAACAUCCGACGGCUUCGUUACGCAUUGGUUAUACCUAGGCCGGGCGUCGGAAGCCACGGUUUAUACAGCCGAGUUGAGAGGGAUUCUCCCAGCACUCCAGAUUGCAUACAAAAAAGACCACAAGGCCGUCAUUGUUUUCACAGACAACCAGGCAGCAAUCAGGUUUAUGGCCAACCCAGACAAUCAAUCCGGCCAAUACAUCCUCCUCCAGAUAAUUUAA